This is a messenger RNA of Vespa mandarinia (Asian giant hornet), 1131 nucleotides long. Its product is annotated as very-long-chain 3-oxoacyl-CoA reductase pseudogene. The record is from RefSeq and is a predicted model, not a curated record. Lineage: Eukaryota; Metazoa; Arthropoda; Insecta; Hymenoptera; Vespidae.
UUUUUCGUUUUCAAUCGGUGACAUGUUUUUUGACAUGACCGAAAUUAGAAAUCAUCGAAAAAUGAAUGGACGGAUGCGUUGUUUCGCUCUUUAACUGACAUCUCAUUGAUAAUGGGUAUCAUAGAAAAAAUAGGUUAUAUAGCGAUCUUUUACUGGAGCUACAAGAUCUAUCAAGGAAUAAUACGUAAAUUGAUCAAUAGAUUUUCGAAUAAUAAGAAAAUUGAUUUAUUAUCGAUGGGUAAAUGGGGAAUGGUAACUGGUUGUUCACAUGGCAUUGGAAAAGCAUAUGCCGAAGCACUUGCAAAAGCAGGAUUAAAUGUUGUUUUAAUAAGUCCCGAUACGGAAAGUUUGAAAAUAUUUGCCAACGAAAUUGAAGCUCUUUGCAAUGUUAGAACAAAAAUAAUAAGAUUAGAUUUUUCUGAGGGAAUGGAAACAUACCGUGCUAUAGAGAAGGAAAUAUUAAAUUUAGAGGUGGGCGUAUUGGUGAAUAAUCUUGGUAUUUCCUAUCCUCAUCCUGAAUAUUUCCUGGAUUUACCACACAAGGAUAAAAUUUAUAUGAAUAUUAUACAUUGUAAUAUCGUUGUUGUAACGAACAUGUGUCGAAUAGUAUUACCACAAAUGGUAUUACGUGGUAAAGGUGUUGUAGUAAAUAUCUCAUCUAGCGUGGCCUUAAUGCCAUGUCCAUUAUUGACCGUUUUCGCAGCAACGAAAGCGUAUGUCUUAAAAUUCAGCAGAGAUUUGCAAAUCGAAUAUGGCAAACGUGGUAUAAUCGUACAAUGUCUUUUACCUGGAACCGUAACCAAUCAUACGAUGGAUUCACCAAAAGCUGGCUGGAUGAUACCAACACCAGAUGAAUAUGUUCAAAGUGCAAUAAAAACUAUCGGAAAGGAAAUUGUCACAACGGGCUUCAUUCCACAUUCCUUAUUAAUUGGCAUGGUCAAACUGAUAUAUCAUUUUUCUCCAAAAUUAAUACUAAUAUGGAUGAUAAGCGUUAUGGAGAAUAAUCGUAAUAAUAUGUUACAACGAUAUCUUGCUUAAUAUCAUAAUCUUCACAUUAUCAUUUUUUCGAAUUUUUUCCUCUGUGCACUUUUCACUAUGCCGAUCAAAUUAUCUCGAUAAAUUAAUUAUUGC